This is a messenger RNA of Lolium rigidum, 3156 nucleotides long. RefSeq lists its product as uncharacterized. The record is from RefSeq and is a predicted model, not a curated record. The coding region runs from base 1 to 3156 and encodes 1051 amino acids. The transcript has 6 exons. NCBI's taxonomy places the organism in Eukaryota, Viridiplantae, Streptophyta, Magnoliopsida, Poales, Poaceae.
AUGAAGAACGGAGGCUCCUCCUCGGCAGCGAACGCCGGCGGCGGCCUGGCGAUCACCGAGCGGCAGAAGCCGUCGUGCGUGGCGGCGCUGUUCCAGAUGCUCGCCAAGAGGAAGCUCUUCUCCUCCUCCUCCAGCAAGACCAAGCUGCUCGCCCCAGCACGCGCACAGAAGUUGUCGCCUGGGAGCGGGAGACCACCAGGCGGCGGGGAGAAGACGCCGGCGGCCAAGAAGAGACCUCUCCUGCUUGAUUCUGCGGACUAUGCAAGGAGCAGAAGUGAAGGACAUGGCACCAGUCGCUCGCCACCGCCAAGCCAAGCCAGCGAUGGCAGUAAAAUGCGCACCCCGGGUGUGGUAGCCCGGCUGAUGGGUCUCAGCUCAAUGCCAUCUACCAGCCAUGAAAGGUCAUCCAGUGACAUGGACUCCACCAAGGCCCGCGAUCACCUGAAUGAAUGCUACCAAGAUUUGCCUGGUAGCUCUGGGAGCAGGGACACCUCGCAUCAGAAGCAACAGAAACCAGGGCUCAUGGAUGAACGGCAUCAACAUGCCACCCAAUUCAAUGCAGAUUCACAGACAUUAUGGUCAGGGAGGCACCACAAUCACAAGGUAGCUUCACCUCUUAAGAGCCCGAGAUCAAUUUCAAGCAGGAACAAAGCUCGGCUGAUUGAAGCAGCGGCCAGGGUUCUGGAACCUGGUCUGCAGUCCAGGAAUCGCCACCAGGCUCGUCGACACGCACGCUUGGAGUAUCCGUGCAAUGGUGAUGGCACGGCGAGGGCUGCUACUGUACAUAGUUUGCCUGAUCACUUCCCAAGAGAUAUGCAUGAAGCUGGUGCACCAAUGUCAGGUGCUCGCAACGUAGGAGGUACCUCUCUGCACAAUUCUACUUCUGGGCAGUGGUCUGAAGAGAAUGGCAAGAAGAUUGCUGCUGCUGCUGCUUCUAGGAGACCAAACCAGAAUUCGUCAUGGGAAGUGCAACCUGAAGGAAACAGUAAGGUCUUGCCUGUUAGCAGCUCCACCGAGAAGGCUAUAUUUAAGGAUAGCGAUGAGAUGAUCUUCAGAGCUACCGCUGAUACAUAUCAAGACGUCACAAAAGUUCAGCCGAGGAAUGUAUCCAUGGGAAAUGUUGCUUUUAGCCCUCUCAAGCAGAACAACCUGAAGCAGAACGCAUUGCCUAUAGCUUCUAGAACAGAAAGUACACAACCUACAAUUCAAAAGCAGAAACAUAGAACAGGGGAGCAACAUGUGGCAAGCACAGCGAAGGAUUUUGUUGCUUUAAACAAAAGUAUGAAUAGCAGCUCAUCUUUGAGGUCCAAAGGUAAAGUAAUGGAUGAAAUUCGCAUGUCUCAUGGUAGUGUACAGCACAAGAACCUGAGCACAAAAGGUCAACGAACCAAUGGCCUGCGUAGUGAUAGCUCUAACAAACCCAAGCUAAGGACUGCAUCACCAAAAGGUAUGGAGAAAGAUAUGAUAAUUGCCAAAGGCGCAGGGUUGGUUAGCGAGAAGCCAAAGACUGCAAGUGCAAACUAUGUUAAGAAUGACUUGUUGAGACAGCCAGAGCAACGAAAUGCUUCUAGGUUUAACGACUCCGACAUUGUUUCUUUCACUUUCAGUUCACCAAUGAAGGCCAUCCCUCCUUCUCUGCUGAAUGAAAAUACUAGAGGGAAAGGUAGUGCUGUUCUGGGACCUCCAAAUGGAGCUUGUCCUAAAAGAAAUUCCCAUAGGGACAGCCAUAUUUCUUCAGAAAGGGACUUGGUUUCCAGGAAAAAAAUACAAGCCACAUCAAGUAUGGAGACUGCAGAUUCAGUUUGCUCUAACCGAGAUGAGUGGAAGAACAUAUAUAUUCCUGGUGGCAGAGCAACCUUUUUGGCUGAAAAGGCUAGUGGUUUUCCUGUCCUAGAGAAGUCGUCAUGCGAUGAAUUUCUACGGGAGCUAGAUAAUCUGAUGCAUGGCUUUGGAGAGCUCCCUAGUCCCAUGGAGUUGCGUGAAACACAUAAAAAUCAUGAGGUAACUGGGAAAGCUAGUAAUCCAUCUCGAUAUAUACCUGGAGGCAACAGACAACGAGGAAUUCUCCGAUCUGCAUAUGCAGAUGAGAACUGCACCUCUGGGAGUCCAAACUACACUUCAGAUGUUCAACCCGAAGAGAGACGCCUCCUGGAGACCUCUACACCACCGGUUAGCGCAAGAGAUGCGACUGCAGAGAGAAAUUCCAGGUGUGCCGAGCCUGAUUCCGUCCAUCAUGGUUCCCAUCGGCAUGCACCGGCAGUCCAGGACAGCAAGCCUAGUCCCGGCCAUCAUGGUGCCCACCGGCAUGCACCGGUAGUCCAGGACAGCAAGCUGCUGGUGCGCGCUGGAGAGCUCACAUCCACCGCCGACGUGCUGCUAGCAAACUUCUGCUCACCCGAUCUGCGAAGACCAAGGGCACAUUCCAAGGCUUUCCUUCUCAGGACAUCUGAGUCUGUUCUUGCCACCUUGACAAAGAACAACCCUGGCCACAAGGCCGCCGCAUCCAACCCGCUGCGGAACCUCGCGUCUGACUUGGUCAUGGAGUGCCUGGACUCGAUGUGCGCCCGGCUCUGCGACUCAGGCUACAGGUCGUUCGCGAAGCUCGCCAUGGUCAGCACCGAGGAGCGGCUGGCCGACGAGGUGAGGAAGGAGGUCGCGAGGUGCGGCGCCAUGGCGGGGCAGGCCCUGGAUGACAUGGCCGCCGGCGAUGUUGAGCUGGCGAUCGUGACUGGUCUGGGCUCCCUGCACGAGGCCUUUCGGGUAAGCGCCCAGAUCGAGCGGGACCUGGUGCAGGAGCUGGUGCACGAGAUCGGGCUAGACAUGCUGAGAGCGGGUAUUGACCAUAUGAUUUGGGCGCGGCGGGUCUGGGCUGCUGUGGCGGACGCUCAUCGCCUCCCCGCCCUCUCUCCGCCCACCUGGGACGUGCCCUCGACCACGCUCGAGUGGAUCGCUUCCACUACCACCGCGGCAUCUCCGCGCGAUCGCAAGCGCACAAAAUCUGUCCUGCUGUUGGUGCUUUGGGUGCUUUGGAAGGAGAGGAACCGACGUAUUUUCGAUAGCAAGGAUAGGCCGGUCUCUCUUGUCGUAGCUGAGGUCGCCGACGAGCUAUCCAUCUGGGCGCUGGCCACGGGCCGGCUUACCGUAGCGCGAGAGUGA